UCCCCUUCAAGAGUUUCCCGCACUGUUUUUAACUCUUCCGCUGAUAAAUCUCCACUUUUCUUUCUUAGGGUUUCUGGUUAACCCAUGAACACCUACACAAAUCUCCUUCAAUCAUAGACAGCAGAGCCGCAGUGACUCCAAUAUUCGCUCUUUCCCCUUUACAGAAAAAGAUCAUCAUUUCUGGAUUCUAAACAAUGAUUCAGAGACCCCAGAAGCAUACCCCUAUAUAGUAGUAAAAGUAAUUGCAGUCUUGAGCAUGAAAUGGGAGAGAACCAUCAACAGCAGCCAGUGUUUUCUGCGAACCAAAGUCACCAAUACAACCACCAACAACCGUACAUCUUUCAAGAAACUCAAAACUUACAAACAAUCCCAGAUUUUUUCCACUAUCAUCAUCAUUUUCAAGCUCUUUUGCAGCAGCAAAGGAGGCUGCAGGACCAGCUGCAGCAGUGUGUUUUAGGUCAAGAAAAUGUUGUUAGUACUAGUGCCACCACGGCUGCGGUUGCCGGCAACAAUAUCAGGCCCUCAGUUUCAUUUUUCCCGCUGAACUUCAAGCCGCCGGAUCUCAAUGAGAAUAUUACUAGUAGUAAAAAUGGAGGUUUGGAUGAUGAUGGAUCAGAAGAUGAUUUGUUUAGACGGAAUAGUGCUGCUGCUGCUGCCUUGGCUAUGGCAUCCCCACAUUAUUGUUGGCAAAAUCAAGAAGAUUCUGCUACUGCUAUUAGACAACCUUUUUGGAAGCCACUGUGCACCAAUAUCUCGGAUGGGAAUAAUAACUCACAGGACAAAGAAGUGCGGCCGGAAAUGCACCAAAACAAGUACUACAAGUCUUCCGAAGAUACUGAGCAAAUGAAUAGUUCUUUAGAGAACAGUAAGAAUAGACUCUUUGGUGAGCUUGAAUCAAUUUGCAGAAGUGCCUCAGUUGCUAGUGAGGCUAAUAAAACUGGUGGCGCCUCUGCUGGAAACUUGGCUACAACAUUCAGUACCUGCUUGCCUAUCACUCUAGACAAACAUAACACCAAUGCUGGCGCCACUGCUGCUGCGGCUGCCAUUGGGCAUUGUCAUGACGGUUCUGAGUCAUUUAGUGGUCAUGAAGCGCCCGUAGCUGUGGUUUCAAAGAACAAGAAAAGGAAGAAGUUGAAAGAUGAAUUGAGUUCGAUGGCCAUAUUUUUUGAGGGCUUGGUGCAUCAGCUCAUGGACCACCAGGAGGCUCUUCACAGUAAUUUUAUGAAUGCAAUUGAGAGAUUAGAUAAAGAAAGAAGGGAAAGAGAGGACGCUUGGAGGAGACAAGAAUUAGAAAAACUUGAGCAAGACAUGGCUGCCAGGGCCCGUGAACGGGCAUUAGCUUCUAGUAGAGAGGCCUCCAUUGUUUCAUACUUGGAGAAAAUCACUGGCCAAAGUAUUAAACUUCCUCCUAGGAAUCAUCCCUCAGAUUUCCAGCUGGCCAUGAUUUCUUCGGGAGCCAUGAAUGGCGAGCUCAGCCCCAGUACUAGCAAAGUCUGCAGGGAUGAUUUGAGUAUAAACAUGACCAGCAGGAGAUGGCCUAAAGCUGAAGUGGAGGCAUUGAUUCAAAUUCGAAGCAGCUUAGAGCAAAAGUUUCAAAGGCCGGGGAUCAAAGGGCCUCUUUGGGAACAGAUAAGCAAUUCAAUGGCGUCAAUGGGAUUUCAAAGGAGUGCCAAGAGAUGCAAAGAGAAGUGGGAAAACAUCAACAAAUACUUCAAGAAAUCGCGAGAAAAUGCGAAGCAAUGUCGCAAGAAAUUCAAGACUUGUCAGUACUUUGAUCAGCUGGAUCAACUCCACUCCAAGUCACAACUAGCUAAUGGCGGUUCUUAUUCUUGUAGCUCAUCCUCAGAGCAUCAGGCCAAGCCCAACAAUGAAAAUCAGCUUCCCAAUCCGAUUGAAGGCUUGGUUCCAGCCAGAAACUUCAGACAAGGUGAAUUCUAUUGUAUUCCUAGUAUGAAUGUCAGUGAAGAAGAAGAAGAAGAAGAAGGAGAAGAUGGUAAUGUUGACUACCCUGAUGAGGGAGACUGACUGCGAAUUUUGAAUAUUAAGGCAACAUUGGGUUUGAUACAUGGGUAUUUUUCCAGUUCUUUUAUUAUUACUGUUAUUAUUUAAAUUUCUUUCAGAUUUU
Messenger RNA from Coffea eugenioides, 2125 nucleotides. Its product is annotated as trihelix transcription factor GTL1-like. The transcript has 2 exons. The record is from RefSeq and is a predicted model, not a curated record. NCBI's taxonomy places the organism in Eukaryota, Viridiplantae, Streptophyta, Magnoliopsida, Gentianales, Rubiaceae. Bases 262 to 2025 code for a protein of 587 amino acids.